Molecule: messenger RNA, 2277 nt
Organism: Melampsora larici-populina 98AG31
Lineage: Eukaryota; Fungi; Basidiomycota; Pucciniomycetes; Pucciniales; Melampsoraceae
Exons: 7
Coding region: 595-1992 (465 amino acids)
Biological process (GO): mRNA alternative polyadenylation
Cellular component (GO): mRNA cleavage and polyadenylation specificity factor complex
Molecular function (GO): mRNA binding
Source: RefSeq, a predicted model, not a curated record
CAUCAACUCUCAAGAUCACAGCAUAAGAGGAUAUCCAGCAAAACUCAUCCAAACUUACUCGAUUACCCUCAACUACCACUCUAACUUUUACUGCAUUCUCUCAAUUCUCUAGGAUUACAACAAUUAUCUUUGUCCAACUUCUUCUCAAUUCCACCUUAUCAAAAUCAGCUUGUCUUCCUUUGCGCCUUAUAAAUCUACGUUUGGACAACUUGUGUUCUUAACUUAACUUCAACUCAGUCGGUUUAUUCUUUUUCUCUUGAUUUGAUCUUUUCUCUUUACUUUUUUCUUUACUCGAUCUCGAUCUGCCUGGCAGUGGCACUCUCCUUGUCUCCUUCGAUUCCCGUUUGCUAUAUAUUUCAUUGCGUCCUCUAGUUUGUCUCCAAAAAGCUUGAUUACCUCUUCCAUCGACUUGUUCCCCAGUCUUGGUAUCGUCUCCUACUGAUUCAUCUUAUCAGUCGAAGCUCUUCAAGAACAGCUGUUUUGAGAUUGACUCAGGGGAGCGCUCGUUGUAAAUUGAAAUUCAACUUCUCAAGAAAAGGAGACUUGUCCUACACCCUGUUUUUUUGAAGAAGACCAAUACUACAACCACUCACAAUGAAACAAGAACAGGCCGAUUUCGACGAUAUCUAUGGCCCUACAGAUGAUGCACCCGAAGAAAACUUAUAUGCUGACCUCCUUCCUGAGGAUGGAGGUAGUGUACGUGAUCCGACUAGUCCCACCAUUUCAACUCACGGCGUUAAGGAAGAGCCUCUCGAUGUGACUAUGAGCUCUGCUAAGGUCUUAACUGGUCCUGGUUCCAAUCAACAGACAUCUAAACCGUCUGAUUCAUCUGCAUCAGACAAUAAGCCGGAUCUCAAGCCGUUAAAGACUUCCCAAAAUAGUGAACAUGGGUUGCCUUUAGCUCCUGCCUCGGCAUCGUUGCCUGCCAAUCCGAUGGCUUCCAACCCUAAGUCUGCAACCAACGCUUCUGGCACACAGACUCAAAACAACUCAGUACCACCCCUGACACCUUUGUCAGGAGAUGUGGUGAUGAAUAAUGCUAAGACUGAACGUGGCCUCUGUGGUCUAUACGUAGCGGAGCUACAAUGGUACACAAGUGACGAAGACUUGCGAAAGAUGGCGGAGGAAUUAGGCGUAAGAAUCGCUCAUCGAGAUAUCACCUUUUCUGAACACAAAGUGAACGGAAAAUCUAAAGGGAUCGCUUAUAUGGAAUUUGCAUCUCAAGCUGAUGCUGAUAAAGUCAAAAGAUGGCUUGAUGUAAACGAAAUUCAUGAUCGAAAGUCGCAAUGCAAUCUCAGCCCUCCCAUGAAUGGGAUGCCCUUUCGCAAUGCGGACAAACAUGGUCUCGGAAACGUUCGAAACACAGAUGAUCGUGAAGUGCGAGGCCGAGGUGGUUAUAACAAUGUGGUGGGUGGUAUGGGACGAGGGCGAGGCGAAGAUACCAGAAGGAAUGGAAGUGCGAUGGGAAUGGGUAUGAACAUGGGAAUGGGUCGAGGUGGUAUCUCCGGUGGACCACCGACAGCUGUUAGUAAUCCUGGGAUGGGUCGCGGUGUGAUGGCUCACAAUGGGCCAAUGGUCAAUUCAGGCGGUGCCAAUGGAAUGAAUGGCAUGGGUGGUGUGAUGAAUGGAAUGAAUGGAAUGGGAGGAAUGGGUAACAUGGGAGGAAUGGGAGGAAUGAUGGGCGGAAUGAAUAACAUGGGAAUGGGUCCGAUGCCAGGUGGAAUGAUGGGUAUGAUGCCAGGUGGUAUGGGUAUGAUGGGCAUGGGCGGUAUGGGCGGUAUGAAUGGUAUGAUGCCUAUGAUGAUGCCGAUGGGCGGUCCAGGUCCUAGACCGAUGGCGCCUGGUGCGGGGGUAGUAGGAGGAGGUAAUGCAAACGGAGGUCACUUCAAUCCCCGCUUCAUGAAUGGCGCUGGCUCUCAUGGUGCAGGAGCUCAAAAUGGGAUGGGCGGGAUGGAUGAUGGUCGUGAGAAGAGGAGGAGAACAGAUUACUGAUCAAACCCACAUCAUAAACUCCCAUCAAAAAUCACAAUUCUAACCCUUUUGUUUUAUCGCCGCUUCUAUCUCUCUCUCUCUCUCUCUCGCUGUCACUCCAUGGGUCAUUGUUCAUUCUAAUCAUUUCCUUACAUUUUUUUGCUUAUUGUUUUUUGAACCUGCUAAGUUUCAUUCCUUGAAGCUAUUGAUUUAUCAAUUAAAACUUUUUUGUAUGUUGUCCUUUUUUGCAAUUCAUCAUUUCUCGCAGCUUGUCUUUUUACACAAUUAUUAUAUAAAUUUAAGAUC